Messenger RNA from Planococcus citri (citrus mealybug), 3609 nucleotides. RefSeq names its product solute carrier family 12 member 9. The transcript is spliced from 15 exons. The record is from RefSeq and is a predicted model, not a curated record. Gene Ontology annotation, biological process: cell volume homeostasis; chloride transmembrane transport; potassium ion homeostasis. NCBI's taxonomy places the organism in Eukaryota, Metazoa, Arthropoda, Insecta, Hemiptera, Pseudococcidae. Gene Ontology annotation, molecular function: potassium:chloride symporter activity. Gene Ontology annotation, cellular component: membrane. The coding region runs from base 435 to 3296 and encodes 953 amino acids.
UGAGCAAAAUGUAAAUAAACAAAGAAAUAAUCGAUUAAACGAUAAUUACAGUUAAUUAAUUAGAGAAAUAAACAGAAUAGCGAUCGUGUUUGUAGAAUUAAUCAUCGAUAUAUCAUUAGUGAUACUGUACUGACGCAGUGACGCGGUGGUUGAAGUUGAAGUGUUGGCGAAUCAAUCAGCGUGCAUUGUUAGAUGUUAGAUGGAUCGAGUGUUUUUUUGUUUUUCAACCAGUUGAAUUUUGCUGCAGCUGCCUUUCUCGCCUCUCGGUUUACCGCCGUGUUGCGGACGUGGAACGUGCGUGAGGUGCCAAUUAUACGACGGAGACGCGGAUCGGUCGCUGAAGAACAAAAUCAAACCCAAAUCAAAGAGAGCAGAACGGACACCGUUGUACGCUUUUGGGUACUGGUACAGGUGUAAUGUGAAAUGAAGUCAGCAUGAGCACGAUCGAAGCAUUUACCAAGCGUACGCGCGAUCUUUCCGCAUACAGUAUGGAAACAACGACCGCUGCAACGCCAGCGCAAUCGGGUUCGGCGGUACUCGAUACGCCAUCGGACGUGGAAACUGCUGGCGGCGGCGGCGGCGGCGCGGUAUUCGCCUCAGACCGGAGCGCCAUUUCGCAGAUUUUGAAUUGGUUCAACAAGCACGAUAGAAACGCUUUAAAACGCGACGGAUAUACCGAAUUUGGUAGAUUGAACGAAAAUUGCGGCCGAACUCUCGGCACAUUUGCGGGUGUUUUUAGUCCGGUUGCGUUAUCCAUGUUCAGCGCUUUGUUAUUCUUACGGGUUGGUUUCGUUGUCGGAAAUGCCGGAUUGCUGGUGACGCUUCUUCAGUUUGCCAUCGCGUACGUUAUAAUUUACUGCACCGUUUCUUCAGUGUGCGCUGUUUCGACGAACGGCGAAAUCCAAGGCGGCGGAGCUUAUUUCAUGAUUAGUCGUACUCUAGGACCGGAGUUUGGCGGAUCAAUCGGCACGUUAUUCUUUUUCGCAAAUAUCGUCAGCAGUGCGUUGUAUACGGUCGGAUUCGCCGAAGGAUUGAUCAACAAUUUUGGACCGUCCGGUUACCUCGUGGGAAAAGGUAACACGCUAUUGCCGGACGGACGCUGGUGGUCGUUCUUGUACGCGUCCGGCGUCAACGCCACCAAUUUGUUAAUUUGCGUCAUCGGCGCCAAGUUGUUUGCCAAGACUACCGUUUUCAUAUUCGUUACUACCACCUUGUGCAUCGCGUCGUCCUUUUUCAGCUUCUUUAGCGUGCGCACGAUGAACGUUACCAUUCCGGAGGCGAACACUUUCUAUCAAAAUACCACCGGUCUUUACAGCGCAUUCAACGCCACCAUGUUGCAAGAUAAUCUGUACCCGCAGUACGGAACAGAUUACACAUCUAACGGCGUCCAGGUUUCCUUUUCGUCCGUAUUCGGUGUGUUGUUUAGCGGCGUUACGGGCAUUAUGGCCGGAGCCAAUAUGUCCGGUGAACUAAAAAAUCCUGGACACAGCAUACCGAAAGGAACGUUUUCAGCGGUCACGUUCACAUUCGUCAUUUAUGUGGCGCUGUCCGUUUUGUCGGCCUCGUCGUGUCAGCGAUUUUUACUGCAAAACGAUUAUCUUUAUUUGAUGCCGAUCAACAUUUGGCCUCCGUUCAUUACUAUCGGCAUUCUGACAGCUACGUUCUCCGCUAGUUUGAGCACGUUGAUCGGAUCGAGCCGCGUAUUAGAAGCGUUGGCCAGAGAUAACAUUUUCGGCAACUACCUGAGCAUCGUAACUCGUGGAACGUGGAAAUCGAAUCCGAUUGUGGCGGUGAUCAUCGCGUGGUCGUUGGUGCAGUUGAUGUUGUUGGUCGGAUCGUUGAACACCAUCGCUCAAAUAAAUUCUAUAUUGUUUUUGUUAUCGUACUUCGCUUUGAAUUUAGCUUGUUUAGGAUUGGAAUUGGCAUCCGCGCCCAAUUUCCGGCCUGCAUUCAAAUUUUUCACUUGGUAUUCGGCGGCGAUCGGCCUGACUGGAAGUUGCGUUAUGAUGUUUGUAAUCAACUCGUUCUACGCUUCUUCCAGUAUCGGACUGUGUUUGGUCAUCGUUUUGUUGCUGCACUUGUUUUCACCGGCUCGCACAGUCGCUUGGGGUUCGAUAUCGCAAGCGUUGAUCUUUCAUCAAGUUCGAAAAUACUUACUGUUAUUGGAUUCGCGAAAAGAUCACGUCAAAUUUUGGAGACCGCAAAUCUUAUUGAUGGUAAAGGAUGCCCGCGCCGCUUGUCCUUUGAUCGAUUUUGUAAACGAUUUGAAGAAAAGCGGAUUAUACGUUUUGGGACAUGUGAAAGUUGUGCGAAAUCACCUCAAUUUAGAAUACGAUCCUAUAGCUGACGAACAUGCGGAAUGGUUGGCUUUCAUAGAUGCGCUAAAAGUAAAAGCGUUCGUCGAACUUACGGUUGCUGAAAGCAUUCGCGAAGGUCUCAUACACCUCAUCAGACUGUCAGGAAUGGGCGCCAUGAAGCCGAAUACCAUUAUUUUCGGAUUUUACCAUAAUCCCGUUCUGCUAUCGUCUCAACUUCACGACGGUACAGUCGCCGCUUUCGGCAGCAGUGGAGACAGGUCGGAGCCCGUUGAAACGGUUCGCGAUUGCGAAACGCCACUUACCGAAUUACUGCCCGACGAUUACGUUCGCAUGGUGAACGACGUUUUAAAGAUAAAGAAGAACGUUUGUUUGUGUCGGUAUUUCAAUCGAUUCGAUAAACCAUCCGCUAUCAAGAAUGCAAAGUAUAUCGACGUUUGGCCUGUGAAUUCGUUUCAACCUACGGACGACGACGCGUUCGAUACGACCAGCUUAUUCAUGUGCCAACUUGCCUGCAUUUUAACAAUGGUACAAGAUUGGAAAAGCCUUCGCGUUCGGGUGUUUUUAAGCAGCGAUGAAGGCGCAGACGAUAGCGGUAGAAGUGAAACCGGCCAAGUCGACGACGAGAAUUUAAAUAAACUCAAGAGUUUGCUACAUUCCUUGCGAAUAUUCGCCACCGUUAACAAAGUGAAAGAAUGGCCUAGCAAUGCUUCCUCGUUGAGUCAAUUUACAUCGGAUCGUUUGCCCGGAAACAUCAAAUCGUAUUUCAAAAAGGCUAACCAAGUAAUUUUGAGCGAAUGUAGUUCGACUGCCGUAGUUUUCAUUUACCUUCCGGCGCCGUCCAUUUCGCCGAAUGAAGAAGACGAGUCUUACCGCAAUUUCUCUAGAAAUUAUUUGAAUUGUUUGACCGAAUUAACUGACAAUUUACCUCCUACGGUCAUGGUUCACGGUACAAACGCCGUCACUUCGACCACAUUAUAACGGCACAUCGUACGCCAGCUACCCUGCGAGCUGCGACCGCAAGCUAGACGCGUACAACGCGGUGCGGUGGUUAGCGAUUCGCCGAUAUUAUACAUACCUAUGAUUUUUAUUUUUUGUGAUAUAUUAUUUAUUUUAGUCGACUUACCUAAUACCUACCUACCUUUAUUUUCAAAGCAACCCACUUUUAUAUGGGACCUAUCUAAUGUCUAUUUUACAUAUUUUUGUAACUUUUCUUCCGCCCUAUUUUCUACUAUGAACUACCUACGUUUUCAUUACUUCGAAUAUUUUUUUAUUACAUAUUAUGUACAUUGUA